AUCAUAACUUCCCUCUCUAUAUAAGUUGGCUGAGAAGAUGAAUUUCCUACAGGCUGUCUCUUUACUGGAAGCCUCAAUUCUGCAAAAAUGAGGACCAUCUUGGCCUGUCUUCUUGUUCUCGCUGUCAGUGUGCCACUGUCCAAUGCUUCUUGCUUCUUUGAACUACCCAAGCCAGGGAUAUCUGAUGGCUGCCUUGACUCGAAAAAAGAGCUGCAUCAAUUUGGAUCCCAGUGGAGGACAGAUGACUGCUUUGAUUGCUACUGUUCCAGAGACGGAAUUCAGUGCUGCGCUAGCUACGGAACACCAGUUGGCUAUGAUGAAGAGAAGUGUGUAAGAAUUUUCAACAAAAAGACCUGCUCUUACAAAGUAGUGGAGAAAAAUGAUCAGUCAAAAGAGUGUCCAGUCAAUCAGUGGGUGGGCUAAUACAGAAGACUUGUGGAUUUGGGGGAUAUUUUGUUUGAUUGAUUUGUUUUUGUUUGAAGGGUUCUAUCAUAAAUUCGAAACCACUGAAAAACACACACCUGUUGAGUGAAGUCUGCUCAUAAAAUCUAGCACACAAUAAAACUGGCUAUCUGCUCACAAAACACUUCCUUGGUUUCUUUGCCUUCUGCUUCCCCAUGAAGAGAGAUCAGACUUAUUCUUGCCCUGAGAAAAUAAAUUAAAGGUAACAAUUUUAAA
Molecule: messenger RNA, 678 nt
Organism: Pogoniulus pusillus (Red-fronted tinkerbird)
Lineage: Eukaryota; Metazoa; Chordata; Aves; Piciformes; Lybiidae
Product: beta-microseminoprotein-like
Exons: 4
Coding region: 88-423 (111 amino acids)
Source: RefSeq, a predicted model, not a curated record